AUGGACGAUAACAGCACGCAUACCGGUCAAUAUCGCUCUGCCUGCGCUGAGUGUCAUCGCAGGAAGCAAAAGAAGCGCAAGGUCGCGGAUAAAUGCCGCUUCAUACAGCCUAACGCGGCGAGCUCGCCGUCGGAAAGUCUUGGGCAGGGCAGUGAGAAGAAGAGGUCGCGUAGUCGCGAUGAUGAGGGCGACCCCGAGGUGUCCGAGCCCGAGGAUGACGAUGACGAUGUUGAAUUGGCGGCCAUGGGAUACGCCGCUGGGCCCCUUCUGGAGUCGCUAACUAUUGAUUCGAAGAAACACAAGAAACCGCUGGGUCAGAUCACUUGGGUUCAUCCCAGUACCUGUCCUCAACUCAAGCAUGCCAUGGAUGUUCUCCCCUCGAGAGCUCAGAUGGAUGCACUUGUCCAAAACUUCUUUAACAACGUCAACUACCAUUACUACAUCAUCUAUCCACCCACCUUCCUCCAAGAGUAUCAAACCUGGUGGGAACGCAGAUCUCGCAACCAAACUCUCUCACUGCAGUGGACGAUUCUGCUGGUCAUGGUCUGCGCCUGUGCUACUCAGCAUCUGGACGUUGACAUAAAACCUAUGGUUGAGAUCGAGCUAUCUGAGCCAUCAGACAAACUAACUGUUGAAUAUCACAAAGCAGCCACAGAACUCGGAAGAGUUAUUCCAUUGGGGCAUUGCCAUCUUCUCAACAUUCAGUGGAUGCUUCAUUCAAUUUAUUGGUACAAGGCUGAAGCCAAGUUUGUGGAGGCUUGGCAUGUUAUUGGUGCUGCCGUUCGAGAGGCUCACGAGUUGGGUCUUCACCGGACUGCCAUUGCUGAAGGACUAUCCGAGUUCGACCGUGAGAUGAGACGGAGGGUAUGGUGUAUUCUGGACUGCUGGGACUGGCAAUUUGCUUCUGGUCUAGGCCGGCCAACAAUCAUCGACCACACAGACAUCAACGUCGAGCCACCAAGUCUAGCUCUAGAAGAUUUCUCCCCUUCGCCACUCCUCCAUAUGAAACUCCAAUCAGAACUAGUAACAGACCUCGCUCAGCGCUGGGGUGCCCCCAAGAACAUUAGCUCAUUGAAAGAUAUCCAAGAGUACAAAUCGAGUCUCGAAGAAUGGAUCCGUUGUUUCCCUGCGGUAUACGACGUCGACAACCCUGAUACAUCAAAGGAUUACAAGCACAACUGGAUCGUUUUCCACAGGUUUUAUAUCCAUACCAUGGCUUAUCUUAUGAUUCUUAACCCGAUGAGAUCAUACAUGGCGCAAGACUUUACAAAGGAUUCGCCGGCAGAUUUGUUGGCUGUGAGGGAAGAUGCGGUUCAUUACUCACUUAGGAACCUGGACACGACGAACCGAUGGGCGAACCACGUUUCACACCGAGAUGGACGAUUUCAUUUUAUUAUCUUUUCGCUAUUCGAUACGGCGGCCGUGCUUUCGACGGCUAUUAUCAAGGAUCAUGAUGAGACGAUUCCGAGGAAAGAUGAGAUUAUCGAGGCGGUGGACAAAUCGAUUCAGUUGCUGAAGCGUCUCAAGGCACUCUCGAAAACGGCAAAGACAUCACAUGAUAUCCUUGUCAAGAUGGUCAACAAGAUGCCACGAAAGAAGCCAGUACCACGGGAGAACGUCCUCCGCAAGAAAAAGCGUGUCGCUGCUGUGUCACGAGCAGCACCAGUUAACCCACCUGUGCAAGAACCAAUUCAAGCACCUUUCCCAGCACCUACACCAGUUUUCAAGACGGAGCCAAGCUAUCACCAAGAAUCAGGUCAAGAAUCGCAAGAAAGCUCACCAAGCUACUACGCCAGCUCUGAAGGCCCUGCAGGAUCAACGCCACAGAGCAACUACUCAAACCACGACGUCCGCGACGCUUCAGCAUACGCUCAGAUCCCCAUGGACAACUAUCAAAAACCUCACCACUAUAUCGCCCAAGUCCCCUCCCCGAGCGCUGGCAUCGACGGUAUUAUCCAGGGUGGAGCACUUUACUCCAUGCCGCAAGUCAAUCCCAAUGUACCAGCCAUGGUUCCCCAGCCGUACGUGGACUAUCACCACCAAGACCUCAACGUAGACUACGGCGGUCUAGGCAACAUCACAGAUGUGGAUCUCGGAGACUUUUCACAACUAUGGGACUGGAGGAGUCUCAACUUGGAUUUCAUCCAAAGCUCAACAUAA
This is a messenger RNA of Fusarium coffeatum, 2160 nucleotides long. RefSeq lists its product as uncharacterized. Gene Ontology annotation, molecular function: zinc ion binding; DNA binding. Gene Ontology annotation, cellular component: nucleus. Bases 1 to 2160 code for a protein of 719 amino acids. Lineage: Eukaryota; Fungi; Ascomycota; Sordariomycetes; Hypocreales; Nectriaceae. The transcript has 5 exons. Gene Ontology annotation, biological process: DNA-templated transcription. The record is from RefSeq and is a predicted model, not a curated record.